AUGGAAGCUUUUGUCUCGGAAAGUUUAAAUCCUGUAGUUUCUCCUCAUGAAGAAGAAGAAUAUAAUCAAUAUGUAAAUCAAAACAAAGAUUUAGUUCUAACAUCAACACCCACAGGAGAUGAUGAUCCUUCACUUACCCGUCACACGGAUUAUAAUACUUAUGCAAGAUUUGUACGUAGAGCGAAUUUACCAAAUCCUAUAACCAGUAUGAAAGUUAUUCAAUCUGAUGAAAAAAUAUAUGACGAUUGUUUAGAUAUACCAAAAAAAUAUGCGAUGAUGCAAGCAGUUGGUUCAAGUCAAGGUGGUGCUCCUAAAAGUAGAUAUCAAGCUUAUGAAGGAUGGUUAAAAACUGGAAAAUUAUGA
This is a messenger RNA of Diversispora eburnea, 363 nucleotides long. Lineage: Eukaryota; Fungi; Glomeromycota; Glomeromycetes; Diversisporales; Diversisporaceae. The record is from the annotation of a GenBank genome assembly.